AUGGAUAUCUUCGGGAGCAACAAGAGUUUUUGGAUUGCUUUGCUCAUCUUUGUGUUAGCUGCAGUACAAAGUGAAGCAGAAACUCAAGUUUGCUACAGCAAAAGCAGCCCUUGCUUUCUGAAGCAGGUGUACUGCCCCACAGAAUGUCCAUCCUCAUCACCAACAAACCCCAAAGCUAAAGUUUGCUAUCUCAAUUGCAACUCCCCCAUAUGCAAAGCUGAGUGCCGACAUCGUAAACCAAAUUGCAAUGGCCCUGGAUCAGCAUGCUUAGACCCUCGCUUCAUUGGUGGAGAUGGCAUUGUUUUUUACUUCCAUGGCAGGAAAAAUGAGCAUUUCAGCUUAGUUUCAGAUCCCAACCUCCAAAUCAAUGCUCGCUUCAUCGGUCUCCGCCCUGAAGGCCGAAGCAGGGACUAUACAUGGAUUCAAGCCCUUGGACUCCUCUUUGACUCUAACAGCUUCACACUCGAGGCCACCCCAUCAGCAACAUGGGACGAUGAAGUUGACCACUUGAAGUUCUCGUAUAAUGGUGAGGAGCUAAUCAUCCCAGAAUCUCAUCUAUCUGUUUGGGAAUCUCAGGAAACUUAUAUUAGAGUGGAGAGGACUACGAGCAAGAACAGUGUCUUGGUCACUCUCCCAAUAGUUGCUGAAAUUUCAGUCAAUGUGGUACCUGUGACAAAGGAAGAUGACAAGAUCCACAAUUAUCAGAUACCAUCAGAUGACUGUUUUGCUCACCUGGAAGUGCAGUUCAGAUUCUACGGCCUGUCAUCAAAUGUUGAAGGAGUGCUUGGAAGGACUUACCAGCCAGAUUUCAAGAACCCGGCAAAGGCUGGAGUAGCCAUGCCAGUAGUUGGAGGUGAAUACAAGUACAAAACAACAUCACUUGUCUCUGCUGAUUGUCUUGCUUGUGUGUUCACUCAAGCCGGGAGGUUGGAUCAGAUGGAUUCAAGAGUGCUGGACUAUGGAAAGCUAGACUGCACCAGUAACGCCUUCAGCGGGAAUGGAAUAGUUUGCAGGAAGUAAUGGAUAACUGUCUUGUGCUCAGGGAAUAAAGAAGUUUUCAACUUGUAAGGUGAUUAUUCAGAGUUGUCCUGUUAUAAUUUAUGUUCAGACAGUUUGGCAAAAUGCAUACUUUUAUGUUGAGUUUAUAGAUUGUGCAAACGAACCAGACUAUGCAAUUGAUGAAAGCGAUUCAAGUUUCAUGUUUUGUUUAAUUUCUGAAAGGAUAACAACUCAUAUGCAAGCUCAUGUAUGCUAAUUCAGAUGCAGCAAUGAAGAUAUAUGACAUAUAAUUAUAAGAUAUAAGUU
Fragaria vesca subsp. vesca is the source of this 1305-nucleotide messenger RNA. RefSeq lists its product as uncharacterized. The transcript is spliced from 2 exons. Bases 1 to 1020 code for a protein of 339 amino acids. The record is from RefSeq and is a predicted model, not a curated record. NCBI's taxonomy places the organism in Eukaryota, Viridiplantae, Streptophyta, Magnoliopsida, Rosales, Rosaceae.